Messenger RNA from Apis cerana (Asiatic honeybee), 5376 nucleotides. RefSeq names its product Plasmanylethanolamine desaturase Kua (gene Kua). The record is from RefSeq and is a predicted model, not a curated record. Gene Ontology annotation, molecular function: oxidoreductase activity. NCBI's taxonomy places the organism in Eukaryota, Metazoa, Arthropoda, Insecta, Hymenoptera, Apidae.
ACUAAACUGGUUGUACAAGGCUAAAAGAAGAACACAACCUCAAACAGAUAAAUUACGAAAAAUUUUAUUACAUAUUAUAAAAUAGUGCUGAUUAUAAAACUAAUGAAAACAUUAAAAAUUGUGUUAACAAUUGUUUUUUUAUAAGAAUCAAUUAACAAUUUAUAUUUAAAUUCUUAUACACAAAUUUCGUCGAACGAAGCUUUAGAAGAAUUCAAAACAAAAACAGGACAAACGCACAGCAACAACGAAAAAUUGUAAGUCUAACGAAUAAAUAGUGACUAAUGACUAGAAUAGGAAGAAUUAUACAAAAAGCUCAUGGAUCAAAUGAUAGAUAAUGAAAAAAUAAAUCAAAUAAUGCGUAAAGAUUAUUUCUGCACGUCAAAUUCAAAAAAUCGUCCGUAUUUUAUAACAACUUUAUACUUGAUAGAGUAUAAAUCAUUUAUAAGAAUAUAUAAAGAUAUACGGCUGUCUUUUUCAUAAUUAACAAAAAGAAGCUUCACAAUGUUAAAUAGCAGGCAAUCGCUACGAGAUUGACUUGUAAAAAAAAAAAAAGAAAUAAAAAUUGGAUUAUUUAACAAAUAUUUAAAAUAAUUACUAUAAUUAUGGAUGAGAUAAAAGUGGCGAACUUGGGCCAAGCGGCAUCAGCCGCAUGCUCGAUGGCUACAAAUUUCUUGGCGCCAGUGAAGACCGAACGGCAGAUCUACGAGAAUUCGAUGCUCGAGGACGAUCCUAAUGCCAAUUCGGUGGUAUCAACUUCACAAGAAGACAGAACCGUACCGAGAUGGGGUCCCAAUCACAAGGGUGCUCAAGAAUUGGCAAAUCUUUAUAGCACUGGAAAAAGAACACAAGAAUGCAUUUGUGUCGGCAUCUGCAUUACACUCAUUAUAAUUAAUUCAAUAUUUAUUCUUGUCAGAUUAAGAUUAGAAAAUUUGAGCUCAAUAGUAAUAGCAGCAUUUUGUGGCAUUGUUACUGCAGAUUUUGGAUCUGGAUUAGUUCAUUGGGCUGCCGAUACAUGGGGUUCUGUAGAACUUCCAAUUCUUGGAAAGAAUUUUUUAAGACCAUUUCGAGAACAUCACAUUGAUCCAACAAGUAUAACAAGACAUGAUUUUAUAGAAACUAAUGGUGAUAAUUUCAUGGUCACAAUUCCAUUCCUUUAUAAAUUAACAUGGGAUUUCUUAACUCUCCCAGAAUCAGAAAUACAACAAAAAUUUGUGUGGACUUGUUAUUGGUUUCUACUUGCAAUUUUUGUAGCAAUGACUAAUCAGAUACAUAAAUGGUCACAUACAUAUUUUGGAUUACCUUCCUGGGUUGUUUGGUUACAAGAACAUAGAAUUAUAUUACCUAGAAAACAUCAUCGUGUACAUCAUGUUGCACCACAUGAAACUUACUUCUGCAUUACUACUGGAUGGUUAAAUUGGCCACUAGAACAACUUCGUUUUUGGUAUAUUUUAGAAAUUAUAAUUGAAAAAGCUACUGGCUGUAAACCUAGAGCAGAUGAUUUAAAAUGGGCACAAAAAAGAUCUUGAGAAUUAAUAUAUUUUAUUAUUUUAUGCAUUUUUAUGGAUAAAAAGAAAAUUUAACAAGAAAUGAAAUUUUCCAUGAAUUUAUAAUUUCAUGGACUAAUAUAGAAAGAAAUUUCAAAUAGAAUAUGCUAAAAGGAAAGUUAAAUCCAUAUUGUAAUUUUUUUCUUAUAUUUAGCACUACGAGGCCUUUCCUACAAAAUAGGUAGCGUAAUUAAAGACAUUUAGUAUUACUUAAACAUGCUUUUGAAGUUUACACAUUUAUAAUAUAUAUAUAUAUAUAUAUAUAUAUAUGCAAUAAUAUAAAUAUGUAUAUACAUUGCAUAAAAGAAAUGUGAGUAUGAAAUCACAUUUGUGUAACUAUGAAUUAUGAAUUAAUAAUUGGCCUGAUGAAUUAAGCAAUUAUACGUUUAUGCACCGCACAAUCAUUACACAACUUAUAAGCACAAAUUUUAAGCAAAGAAAAAGAAUAUUAAUUUAAAAUUUUAUAUAAUAAUUUAUGAGUAUUAUAAAGCUAUAAUCAAAGUACUGCAGUACAUUAUGGACAAGAAAUAUCGCGUAUUAUAUUUAAAUUUUAAAUAGUUAUAAAAUAAAACUAAAUGUAAAAAUAAAAUGCAUUGAUACAUGUAUAUUAACUAUUAAUGUACAUGUAUAUAUAUAUAUAUGCAUAUUAUAUGUAUUUUUUGUAUACGUAAAUAUUUAUAUAUUUAAAUUUAUUGCUUAUAUUUGUCGCGUAUCUAAACAGUGUAAUUUUUAAAAAAAGAAUUUAAAUUAAUUAAUAUUCUAAUUUACCAGCCUAAACUGCUGUUUAACUAUAUAUCAUCAAUUUCCCUGAACCUCUGAAAAUUUUUGAACUACAAAUUUAAUAAAAGAAAAUUAAUUUAUAAUGAGAUAUUUUAUCGGAAAUUAAUAAUAUCAAUUUAACUGUUAACAAUUUAUUUAUUUACAAUAGAUGGAUUCUAAAAUAUUUUAACAUCUUUCCUCUUCAGAAAAACAAAAAAUUAGCUAUCGUUUAUUAAUAAAUCUAUACAUUUUUUUAUAUAUUUUUACAUGAAUCAUCAGUAAGCAUUGAGUUUAUAAUCAUUAAAAUUGGCAAUUCAAAUUUAAUCUUAAUUUAAAAAAUUAGAUUAUAUUGUCACAAUCUGAGCUAAGAUUUACGUAACAGCAUUACACAAAAUAAUAUUAUAUAAAUAAUACAGAAAAAAAUAUUAUUUACUAUUUAUAAAUAGAAUCUCAUCUUUGUUUGAUAUCAUUUAAUAUUUUUAUUUAAUAAUAAUAAAUUGAAAACAAUAUAUUUUUUUAUUAAUCGCAUCUCUUAGCUCAGUGACAUAAUAAUUUAAUAAAUAUAAAGGUAUUGUAUAAGGUGCUAUGUAUAAAUAUAAAUACAAGUUUUAGGUUCAGGGACCAAUAAAAGAGCUAAUUGCUCUAUGCAGCAGUCUUCUAAAUAAUUGGUUUGAUUUGGAUAAAGUAUACUGAUUAGAAAUAUAGCAGUAUUUUUACAAAUGCUAUUAUAUAAAUUCCUGCUUGAUUUUUAUACAUACCUUUUUAUUGGCUACUUUUUUAAAUGGCUUUGUAAUUUUCAGUAUACUUUAUGCAGAGCUUUACCACGAUAUAUGUUCCUUACAAGCAAAUCAUUAAUAAUGUCUUUUCAAGAAAAUAUUAAUUAAAGACAUUAUAAUUAUUAUAAAUAUCGUAAUUGUUAUUGUUGUUGUUAUUGUUAUAAAAAAAAAGUAUUAACUUUUAACAAACUUGUCAUAUAGCAAUGCGUGCCAGAACUGAAGCUUUCUUUUGAUAUAGAUCUAUUUAAUAAUUAACUAAUAACUAUACAAAGCAAAAUGAAACACAAAAAUUAUAUUUUUGGCUAAUUUAAUUUUCUAUGCAAUAUAUUGAUGUCACUAUUAUUACUGCAAACUUUGAUUACCUUUUGCAAUAUAUAAUUUUUUAAAAAUAAAUUAUGAAACAAAAUAUAAAAAUAGAACUAUAUAUAUUGUGUCAUUCUUAUAUAAAAAUAAAGAAAAAUAAGAAAUUUAUUUCUAUAUUAAAAAAACUUAUACAUGAUUUCAAUAUUAAUUUAAAAUCAAAAUUUUCAUUAUUCAUUACAACGAAAACAAAAGACGAAAUAUAAAAUUAUACAAAAGGCAGCAUAGAUGUAUGAUAUUACAUAAUUAAUUUAUUAAUUUAAUUAUCGAUAUUCAAACACGAAAUAUUUUGAUUAAAAUAAAGUGUUUCGUUUUCACAUUCCAUAAGUUUAAUUAUGUGAAAAAAAUAUUUAUUAGAUUAAUUUUCAAUGAAUUGUAGAUAUUUAUUUAUAUGAUAUUUAAUAACUAUACCAAAAAAUUUGUUAAUUUAUUAUAUAGUUCAUUUGAUUGAUUAAUAUAAUAGAUUUAUACAAUUCUAAUGACAGUCAAUAUAAUAGCAGCCUUAUAAGAUAAAAAACAAGGAAAAUUUUAUUAAAAGAUAAUCUUAAGCUUUAAUAUUCUGAGGCUACAUUCUAUUUUAGAAAGUAUAUAAUAUAAAAAAAUUUAUGCAAAAUAAAAUGAAUUAAAAGCUAUAGAAAAUUUAAAUAUAUUAUAAGAACUAGUAUUAAUAAUUUUGAUUUUUCAGCAAAGCACACUUAGAUGUAAAUACGUAUAUGUUUUUAGCUUAAAUUUAUAAAAGAAAAAUAUAAACUGCAUAGUUCAAACAAAAAAGAAAUAAAGGCUGUAAAUAUAUUGAAUUUGAUACAUAAAAAACAUUUAUAUCUAGCUCUAAUUGCAAAAAUGCAUACCUAUUUUCAUAUGAUUAUAAAUUAAACUUUUAAUGUAAUUAUAUUAUAUCAUUAUUAGGCAAUUUUUUUCAUUAAGUUUUAUAAUGUUUUUAAUAAGUAAUUUUCAAUGACGAAAUAACGAAAUGUAAUUUCAAAGAAUAUGUACAUAUAAAUAUGUUUUGCUUAAUUUGAUGUAACAAAAUCUGCAUUUAAAAUUUACAUACUAAAAAUAUAUCAUACAAUAAAUGAAAUUGUUCUAUUAUUUUUAUAAAUUAAUUAUAUACAUUAUUAAUUUUUAUAAAUUAUAAAAAUAUAAAAGCAUAUUAUUAUAUUUUUAAUUUUCCAUAUUGCCAAUUUCAAAAAGUAUAAACUACUUUGUGAUAAAUAUAAAUGUAUAUAUGUAAUAUACAUAUGUUUUGAUAUUACAAAUAUACAUCAAAUAUAAUCAAAACAAUAGAUUUUAUUCAAAAUUUUUUAAAUAUUCUUAUAUCUGAAAUUGUGAUCUGAAAUAAUGAUAAUAUUAUUUUUUUCAAUAAAUUUAAAAUAAAUUUUUUAUUAUUUAUAAGAACAUAAAAAUAAUUAUAAUUCAAAAAACAAAUUGAAAUUGUCUAGAUAUAUUAAUAUUAUAAUAUUAUAAAAAUUUCCUUCUUAAUGAGGUAAUAAUAUAAUUGUACAAAAAUUAUAAUUAAUUAAAACAAUAUUAAAUUUAUUACAAUUGAAAUAAAAUUAUGAAAUCAUUAAUUAAAAUAAUUUCUUUGAUACUGUCAAAAUAAUAAUCUCUAAUAAUUUUAUAAAAAUGUUAAUAUUUUACACUAAUAUAAAAAAAUGUGUUCUGUCUAUUAUAAUUUUGUAAAAAAAGUUAGCACUUUUCUUCUUUAUAUUAAUAUUGAAACAUAAAGAAAGAAAAUGAAAAUAUUAUUAUAUAAUAUAAAAAAAUAUUGUUUUAUGAUAAAUGCAAAUUUUAUACGAUUAUAAUGUAGCGGAACUCCAUACCAAAAUUUAACAUUCAUUGAUAUGUAAAAAAUUUUGUAAUAUUAAUGUAUCAUUCUAUAAAACUUUAAAUUGCAAAAAAAUAAAUAAAUAUAGUUGUUUAAUAAAUAACAUAUAAAA